Messenger RNA from Coccinella septempunctata (seven-spotted ladybird), 3977 nucleotides. RefSeq lists its product as uncharacterized. The coding region runs from base 239 to 3061 and encodes 940 amino acids. NCBI's taxonomy places the organism in Eukaryota, Metazoa, Arthropoda, Insecta, Coleoptera, Coccinellidae. The record is from RefSeq and is a predicted model, not a curated record. The transcript has 4 exons.
UAGUGGUCAGUUGUUGUCUUUGGCACUCGCAGUUUGAAAGAUCAACAAAAUUUGUAGUGUUAUUGUUUUUCUCGAACGUUGAAUAUUAAGUGAUAUAUUAAUACUACUCGGUAUUCGUGAAAGUGAAAGGUAGAAAUUAUAUUGAGCAAGCUUUACUUCGAAAUCUUCUCAAUUCGUGCUUAAGUUUCCAGUCGUCCUUCAGGGGGGUUUUGAAAGUUAUUUUUCUAUCCCCAAUAAGAUGUCUUGGGCCACGAAUGCUCCGCAGCUUCCAGGAGUUGUUGCUUUUGAGAAUAUGAAAAAGAACAAUUGCUUCAGAGAUUUGAGCAAAAAAUACAGUUAUUUGAGUUCCAGCAUUAUUAAUCAUAUUGCAGAGAUGUAUAAUUUUGAUGCGUCCAUGGCGGAUUUGCACCUCAAGGCACUCACGGGCAAAGUCAUGCGUCCAUUGCACGCGAGCAAGCGCGAAUCGAGAAUAGAUAACGCCGACACGUACUUCUCGAUAGAGGAGAUAGAGGAAUGUAUCGACGAUAUUUUGGAAGGCUACAGAGUGUUGCUCAUACUGAGAGGUUUGCCGGGUAGCGGUAAAUCGCACUUGGCGAAAUCCAUACUGAAGGCUUGUUACAAAAAUCCGAACUACGGGCAUCACAUACACAGCGCCGACAACUUUUUCAUGAACAGAGGGAAGUACAAGUACGACGCGAGGCAGAUCGGCCAGGCGCACCAGUGGAACCAGAAGAACGUGGACUACAGGAUGCAGGAAGGUUAUAGUCCCCUGAUCGUGGACAACACCAACACCGAAAUGUGGGAGAUGAAGAAUUACGUAGCGAUGGCAGUGCGGAACGGGUACAAGAUCCGCGUUCUGGAGGUGAACACCAGAUGGUGCUUCAGUUGCAAAGACCUUACCAGUAAGAACCAACACAAUGUUCCCAAACGUACCAUUGAGAACAUGUUGGCGAGGUACGAGAUGGGCAUUACGGCUGAGCAACUCUUGGUGCAUUACCAGUGUCCCCUCACCCACCAGGAACAACCGUUGCUCAGAAGAGUUCCCCCCCUGUUUACCCUUACUGUCGGUUCCGCCCACGACGCCAUCAACCCCGAUCUAUCCUUGCCGAGAAGCAAGAAAAAAAGCAAAUACGAAAUACGGAGUUUAAACGACAAAAGCGGCACGCAAGAGAACGGAAUGAACGGUCUUGUGAACGGGGUAUCUAACCUCAAUUUGUCGGAGUCGCCAAAAACGCACAACUAUUUCGGCUGCUGGGACACGAGCGUAGAUAACAACGUCGUUAAAGAAUGGAGGAUCGUGGAGACUCCCACACGUCAAGAAGGCUUUGCGCCUAUCGCGCCAGUCAAAAAGCCCGAGACGGCCGAGAUCGGAACUAACACGGAAAUCUUGGAUUUCCAUCUAGAGAAGGAUGUCAAGGUUUUGUACGGAAGGAACAGGGAGAUCACGGAAACGCGAAAGGAGAUCGCGGUUAACAGGCCCGGUAUGUUGGACAAGGGCUGUUGGACCGUGGAAGACGUUCGGCCUGACAGAAACGAGGACUUGAAAAAGUUGAUCGAUAUUUUCCAGAAAGUGCCGGCCGAGUACAUCAGGCAGAUGUACGACGAUUGCAGGGGGAAUUUCGACAUGACUUUCGAGAUCUUCUUGGAGGAUAACAAGGAUUAUUCGCAUCUAAUUUACGAGCGGACUAACGAUCAGCAAAUGCCGGAGGAAAAUUCGGUCGUUAUUGGUAAAAACGCGUCUGUGGAGUCGCUGAACGAAGCCAGCGUAGCCACGGAGUAUUCGGGCCCGUCUCCGUCUACCGGAGCCAUAAAGAAGCGUUUACCAACUACCCCGAAGGUGCAGGAAUCCACAACGCCGGAGUCUUCGUCGGAGGACGAAUGUUGGACCUCGCCGUCUGGAUCCGUUUCGGAUUUAGACUCCCAGACCCCGGCGACGCCCUUCGAAAAUCAAAACAUCGAGCUCAACCUCGGGGACCUGUUGGUCCAGCAGUUGGUGGGCGAGUUCGGCGAUCCGGCCCUCAAUUUCCCGAUCGGGUUUCAGCCGGUCGUCCAGCUGCCCAAGACGCUGGCCAGGCAGCUUUACGCCUUCUACGUGGAGUCCGUCUAUCAGCAGAUGGACAACCAGAAGUGCAUCCUGGACGUGCUGGUCAAGGAGGAUGAAACAUUCGCCAGAAAAUUGCAAGAGGAAGAGAACAAUGGAUCGACGGUUAGCAAACCGCCCCCGGAAGGUCUGCAGGAGAUCAUGAACGAGCAGGCGGCGUUGCGGUUGCACAAGAGGCAGAUGCCGGCGCUGAAGACGCCCAACGACCUGGCGACACAGCUCACGAAGAAGAAGCUGUUCGAGACGUUUCCCCAGGUAGAACAGGACGUCAUACUGCAGUUAUACCACGCCAACAAGCUGAACUACAAGCAGACUGUCGACGAUUUGAUAGCUUCCGUAGGCCAGGCGGGCGUAGGUUCGACAGGCGGGAACAUAAGGGAGCCGCCCAUCAGCGAGUCUACGAUGCAGGAACUGGAGGAGGCUCAUAUAGACUGUGAACCGUCAGCUAAGGAGGAUAAGACUAAAUCGGCUACUGAGUACCGGGAGGAGGCAGAGUACCACCUCAAAAAGCGAAACGAACUGUAUCAGAAAGCCAGAGAGCACCACGGCAAAGGACAGACCGAGGUAGCUCAAUUUUAUUCGGUGCUAGCUCAACAGCAGACCAAGUACUACGACACGGCUAACAACAAGGCUGCCACGGUUUUCCUAGACGAAAACUCGAAGCAGUUGCAGAACAUGAACACCUUGGACCUCCAUUACCUCUUCGUUAAGGAAGCCGUGUCCGCCUUGGACGUGUUCAUCGACGGUAAAAUCGAGCAUCUGAACGCAACCGCCGGGAAACAAACGCAGGACCUACUUAUUAUAACCGGAAGAGGCAACAGGAGCGCCAACGGAGUUAGCAAAAUAAGGCCUGCUGUGAUACGAAGACUCGAAGCCAGAAAUAUAAGAUUUCAUAAAAUGAAUCCGGGGCUGCUAAAAAUCAAGAUCAGACGCGACACGCCUGUUACCAACGAUCUCUGAUGUAGUAUAUUCCUGAUACUUGUUAAAAUUUUUCACACAUAUAUUUUAUGACCAUAACUUUGAUGUGUUUGUUCAAGAAGAAAUAUUUAGGUAAGUGAAAAAGAGCGUCUUGGUUCCUCAUAAAUGUUAAGAACACUCGAUGUUUUGCAGUUUGUCUGGAUUGGGUGAUAUUUUAAUGUUUGGAAAUUUUUUUGAUUCUUUUUAGUGUUAAUAUGUAUGAUAAUUGUUUGGACAAAAUGCAUCUAACACAGUACAGUAAGUUGUAUAGAUUUCAUUUAUAUUUUGUUAACCGCGAUGGUGAAUUUUAAAGUUGAUGGGUGAAAUUGGUAAAACAUGUUGAUAGAUUGUUUUGAUCAAGUCUCACCCAUUUUCGAUGUUCAUGUUUAAACAAUUUAAUUUAUUCAAAAGUUUUUCUUGCUGUGUAUACUUUUAUAUCCAUUGUUAUUCGGUGAACUGCAAUAUUGUUUAUGUUUGUUUCAAUAUCGAGCUUUGACAUUGGUACUUAGUUUUUGAUAGUUUUAGGUGUUCAUUGUUAGUUUUAAGUAGUAUAAUCACGUUUUUGACAAAUCAACUUUUAAGUACAAAUUUGUAAUAGGAACAACUUUAUACAAAUAUAUUUUUGAUAUUAUAUACUUAAUUAUACUGAAACAUAUCAGAUUGCCUUUCUGAAUGUUAAAACUAGUUGGUUAAGAUUUUGGUGCUGGAAAAUGAGGGGAUAGGUUUCCAAAUUUUAUUGAAAGGUGACGAGAACAAUAACAGCAUUGUGUUGGCUGUGUAUGGUGCUAUAAGUAAACAUUGUUAUCUGUGUGCAAUAUUUUUAUAUUAAUAAUAAGUACACCUAUGUUACCAUUACUUGUUCGAUAAGGUUUGUGAUAUAAUUUUAUAUCUACUUUUUUAUAAUAAACUAUGGACAAUA